Achroia grisella is the source of this 7866-nucleotide messenger RNA. RefSeq lists its product as uncharacterized. The coding region runs from base 303 to 7454 and encodes 2383 amino acids. The transcript is spliced from 28 exons. NCBI's taxonomy places the organism in Eukaryota, Metazoa, Arthropoda, Insecta, Lepidoptera, Pyralidae. The record is from RefSeq and is a predicted model, not a curated record.
AUGGCUGCCAAUUUAUGUGAACGCAAGGACAUGUAGAAAAGUGAUAUCCGUUUGUGUGAUAUUCCGUUUAUAUUUGUGAUAAUAACUUUUUAUAUAUAUCGUUUUUGUGUUUGUGUUAUACAAAAGUUUACGUGCUUUUUGUUAUGAGUUAUCGAUGGUUAUAAAAUCUUUAGUGCAAUAUUGCGUUGGAUGUCUUACAAAAUGUUCAGUGUUGAAUUGUGAUUAUUUAUGCAGUGAUUAUUCUUUUUGGAUCGCUAUGACGCUUGUUGUUGGAUGAUACCUGUUACAAUAGUGCGGGGGUGAUGGAGAAGGCGAAGGCGUACAUAAAGAACUCUCUGGGCGCGUCCAAGCCAGCGUCCCCGUCGCUGGAGAAGCCGCCCUCCGCCGCCGCCGCCGCCCCGCCGGAGGACGCGCGCGUCUGCUUCGUGUGCGGCGGCGGCGGCUUCCCAGACCACUACACUGUGCGAGUCAAGCCCGACGCACAGAGCUUGGAGCCCUACUUCCCGUUCCUGGGCGCCCACGCCCCGCCCACUGGCUACCGACCUGAAGGCGACGAGGAGGGCACCGUGCGCUGCUGCUGUGUCUGUUACACCUUCCUGCGCCAGCAGUGGGAGCAGUACGACAGGGAGAACAAGCCGCACAGCCAACGGUUCUACUGGAUGAAGAGGCUCGACGGGAAACCCUUUAUUGGUGCGGACAUGACGUUCCAAGGUGAAUACGCGGCGCAAGUCCUAGGGCUGCCGGGGGAGUCGCCGGCGCCGUGUUCGCCGCGCGCGGGCUCCCGGCCGGCCUCCCGCGCGUUCCCGCUCGACGCGCCCGCACCCGCACCGCCGGAGCCCUACCGCAAGGACGAGAAGGACACCAACCAUGUCACCAAGUUCAAUAAUCAGCGGUACGGGGGCGGCGGCGGCGGCGGUGGUGGUGAAGAGGAGGGCGUGCUGGACCUGCGGGCGCGGGACCCGUCCGUCAUCUCGGUGGGCUCGCAGCACUCGGGCGUAUCCGAGCCCGCAGGGUACCUCGACGCCGUCAGGUCGACGGUGUCGGUGUACUCUGGCAACUCGAACUCGAGCUCGGACCGCGUGUCGGACAUCCUGGACCUGUCCAUGCCCGACAAGAACUCCAUGACGGAGGUGUGCUACGUGUGCGGCGACGAGUACAAGCGUGGCACGCUCUCCAACCUGCACACCAAGGAGCCUAAGGACAAAUCGAAUAAACAGCCGUACUUUCCGAUCUUCGGCGAGCAGCACCCACGGCCGCCGCGCUCACGGCCUAAAGACGCGCAGGGCACGGUCCGCGCGUGUGCCGCCUGCCUCCACCACCUGCUGCACCAGUGGAACACCUAUCAGUCUCGCAACGUGGCGCCCAACGAGCGCGUGUACAGCCUGCGCACGCGGCCGCCGUCGCUGCUGCCGCCGUCGCCGCUGAGCCUGGCCAGCUCGGGGGACAAGUCGCUGGCGGCGCACACGCACUCGCCCUCGCUGGAGCGGCCCGCCAGCCAGCCCGGGCCGCCGCCCGCGCCCGCCGCCGCGCCCGCCACCGCCAGCUUCGUGUGCUACGUGUGCGGCGUGCCCGCGCCCAGCUCGCAGCUGCGGCUCGUCUACUGCUGCGCCAACCCCGAGCGGGAGCCCUACUACCCGUUCAUCACCACGCUCAAGGCGCAUCCGGACGCGAGUCCCAUCAGUCCGCAGGGUAUGGUUCAAAUUUGCGCGUCGUGUUAUAAGACCAUUCCCCUAAAGUAUCCGGCUUUUGGGGAGAAUGGCGAACCUAAUCCGGCGCAUAACAACUCACAUUCAAACAAUAUUAGGUUUAAACCGUACGAUAUGAAGUCUAGUUCAAGUCAAUCGGGCAAGCGGCCGCCGAACACCCUCGCCGCCAGUCCCCAGGGUCAGAUCGUCUCCGGCGAGAAUGGCAUGGGUCUAUAUAGGUGCUACGUGUGCGCGGGCCUGUUCCCGCAGCAGUCGAUGGAGUGGUUGUCGACGACGGCGGACUACAUGAACUCGCACGCGAUGCACUUCCCGUGCCUGGCGGGCGCGGGGGCGGGCGGCGGCGGGGGCGGCGGCGGGGGCGGGGCGGGCGGCGGCGGGGCGGGGGGCGGCGCGGCGGGCGGGGCGGGGCCGGGCGGGGGGCGGGGUGGGCGCGUGCUGGCGUGCUCGCGCUGCGUGCGACACCUCACGCGGCAGUGGGAGAUGAUGGACGCAGAGAGAGUGCCGCUAGAACACCGCAGAUAUAAUAUACCAUCACCGUUACCGUCGAAUUCGUCGAUGAACGGCGACCGAGUCAUACCCACACCACCGUCAACCACCUCCGAUAGAACUGUUGCUAGCAAUAGUGCGUGUACAUCAAUAUACUGUUUCCUGUGCGGUCUCCACUCGGACCUCACGCUGGCGCGGAUCCUGUACGGGCAGCCGCAAGGGAACGCGCCCUACUUCCCCUGUCUACUCACGCAUCAGAGUCACCCAAACGCGGAGCAGUUGCGUGAGAACGGCUCCGCACUAGUCUGUACAUUUUGUUACCAUUCGUUGCUGAGCCAAUGGAGGCGGUACGAAGCGAGCGGAGGCUGCGGGCCCGAGCGGCGAACGUACAACACGCACGACUACCACUGCCACUUGUGCGGCAUCAAGACCUACAGGAAGCGGGUGCGGGCGCUGCACAUGAAGGAAUUCCCAUUUUUAAUGCAAAGGCGGACUGAAAAUUCAUUAUUAUUAGAAAAUAGCGAAUAUGCCGUAGUAUGUUUAGAUUGUUAUGAAAGUUUAAGGACGCAGGCGCAGGACUACGAGCGGCGCGGCGUGCCGGUGGAGAAGCGAGAGUACAACUGGCUGCAGCAGCCGCCGCCGCCCGAGGACAGCGCCGACGUCACCAUCGCCAGGCUGCCCUCCGGAGACCGCUCCGACAAGCUGAUACCACAGUCGCUGGUGAUGUCGCGGAGUUCUUCCAAGAGGAACAGUCCAAAGCAACCGAGCGCCGCGCUCGCAGACAGAAGACUGACGCCCGCCAAGAUCGACAAGUCAGAUCAAGGUGUGAGCGCAAACAAAAUAGCGAAGCGGACGGACUUGGCGCCCAACAAGGGCGGGCCGUUCGCGGCCGCCCUUCGGACUCUAGCCAAGAACGCGGGCCCCGACGGCAAAGACGGCACCACGAGCGGAGCGCCCACCCCCGAUCGAGACAAAGAGAAGCCACCGCCGGCACCCACGAAACGCGCCUCGCCACACCACCUACCUGCUAGUGGAUUUCAACCUUAUCGACCUGAUGAUAGACUGUCCCACCCUGCGGCCGCGUCGUUCCCGCUGUUAGAACCGACGUACGCAGUAGGCUCGCCGUAUGCGCAUCCCAGCCUCUACACCAGCGCCGCGCUACAGUACAGGCUAGCUGCGGAGGAGCAGAUGUACCUGGAGCGGGUGUUCCGCGGCGGCGUGGGCGUGGGCUGGCUGCCGCCCUACGCGCUGUACCCGCCGCUCGCGCCGCCGCUGCCGCUCGUGUCGCACGCGCCCCACGCGCCGCACACGCCCCACCAGGCCCACCAGGCCCACCAAGCCCAUCAGGCACACCAGGCCCACCAGCACGCGCAGCACGCGCUACACGAGGAGCGAGAGAAGGAGAUAGCGCUGCAACGGGAGCGGGAGAGGGAGAGGGAGCGCGAGAGAGAGAGGGAGAGGGAGCGCGAACAGCGCGAGAAGGAGCAACGGGAGCGAGAGCGCGAGCGCGACCGGCUGCAGCGCGAGAAGGAGAGCCGCGCGCGGGAGGCGUACGCCGCGCUGCAGCAUCCGCUGUCGCCGCACCUGCUGCCGCCGCCCGGGUACCCGCUGCCGCGCCCGCUGCUGCCGCCGCCGCUGCUGUACCGCCCCUACCGGCCCUACGCGCCCUACGAGCGGCCCGCCGCCGCGCCCCACGCCGCGCCCGCCGCGCCCGCCGCACGGACCGAGCCAUGCGUCUCGCUCGCGCGUGUGAGACCUCCACUGCCGCCACCAGAUCCUCCUCCUAAACCAACAGAGCCAUUCAAACCCAUUGAAGAACCUAAUAUAUUCCUCGAGAAGCCAGCAUUCAUUGCACCAAAACCUAUAUCACAUUCGCCCAAAAUAUCUCCUUCAUCUAUACCCAAUCCAAGUCCAAGCGUAACAACUAAUAAACAAGUAGAACCAGGGUAUUCAAACUAUAAUAACUAUCUUUACUCAAUCCCUGGGUAUUCCGCUUUCCAACCCGUAGCAUAUCCGGGAAUAGUUCAACCAAAUCAGGCACCGUUACCACAAAGUGAAAAUAUUAAUAAAGAUUUUGUUCCGUUUCCGACGAUUUCUACAAAAGAAUCCGUAAAAGAAGAGAAAUCAAAUGAAAUACAAGCUCCAGAAAAUAUACGUAGUGUCACGCCUAAAACAGAGAUUAAUAAACCUCAAACUGAUUUCGAAGAUCAUUUUACACCUGAAAUAGUACCAGCAGUGUCUAAUUCUGAUGUUAAAACUCAAGUAGCAGAAUGUAAAAUGAGUAUAACCUCUCUUACUCAAGGGUCGGGUGCAACGGUCACAAUACCAACACAAAUACCGCAUAUUCCACAGACUAAUAAUGAUAAUAAAAAGAAACCAACAGAGAGAUUCAGUUUGAAGACUAGUAUACCGAUAAGUAAAAUUGACAUGAAAUGCGUUAACAAUCCACCAGAUGCUUUUUUUCAGAGUGCGUUAACAAAAAAAACUAAUACUUUACCGUUUCAAAGUCAGAAACAUGAGAAUGUUUCCAGAGUUGAAAUACAAAGUAACAUCGUAAUAAAAACUGCACCAAUGGAGAUCGAAAGUAAAUCAGAAAGUAAAACAGUAUCGAAUGCGCCAAUUAAUAAUAUCAGUACAUUAAUAAAUGCAGCGGAGGCUAUUAAUAAAACUGAAAAUCAGUUUCGAAAGCCUGAACCUUUAGAGGAGACUGAGCUUAAAGAAUCCACCUCAACAUAUACUCCUCAAGUUUCUACUUCUACUACAAGACCUAUGUUUAAUCCAAUAAACAUUGAAUCAACCAAAGCAAAUUUCUCCAAUAAAUCACCAGAAUCAUCUUUCACUGAACAGAAAAAUCAAAUACUGUUCAUACAAAAUAAAAACCCCGCGAAUCCAAAGAUGUUGUUAACAAUUCAACAACAAAAUCCCCAAGUGUUGCUACAAAGAACUAAUUUCGAUUCAAAAAACAUGCAAGCUCCUUCACGAUUGUCAAGUCAAACAAAAAAAUGUAAAGACGAUCUUGUCAACGAAACUUCGUCAUCGUCUAAAGUUGUGGCUUUAAAACGGCUGCACCAAGAAAACUGCGACGAAAACGAUUUCGAAAAUUUGAUUACCGAAAAUCAAAUAUAUGGCAACAAGAUAGUCGUGAAGGAGAAAUCGCAAGGUACACUUCAAGAACAAGAUUUAAAAAAUAAAAUGAAAAUUGACAAACCUAUACAAGGCGAAACUAAAAACGUGGUUUUACAACCAAAUUUUUUAUACUUAAGUAAUGUCCAAUUCCCUGCUAAUUUGAUGAUGAUAAAAAAUAAUACGAAAGUAAAUCAAACUAAUGAUUCCAAUAAAGCUAAUAAAAUUGCAUCCAAUGAAAAUAAAUCGUUACACGACAUUGGAACCACCACUAAUACUUCUGAUGCAAAUGCACUAACAAAAAACAUCAAAACACAAACUGUGUCGGUAAGUAAAGAGAUACAUGUCUUGAAAUCCAGCAAUAAUGUUUUACAGACCCUAUCUAAUAAAAAUAAUAAGACUGAUAUAGUUAUUCAAACAAAUCAGAAAGUAAUUAUGAAUCCACAGAUAGUUUAUCAAGUCCCCAUGAUUGUCGAUACUGAUAAUAAAUUAAAUCAACCAUUUGUUAAUAGGGACUAUUCGAAGUUUAUAAAUAAUAAGAAAGAUUAUCCUAAGCAAUAUGAGCAAACAAAGCAAAAUGACAAGCUGUUCAUUGCAUGUCCUUAUCAAAUGGACUCUAAAUUGCAGCCAAAAAUUGUGAUAACAAAUAUCAGGCAUAAAAUUUCUAAAAUAGAGGAAGUCAGUUCUUUGGAUAUGUAUGAAAAGCGAAGAAGAAUUAGAAGACUAAAAUAUUUAUCUAAUCGUGAUUCAAAAGAAAUAAAACCAGAUUCCAAGAAGGUUCAUGAUAAAUCAGAUAAAUUAAAAAAUAUAAUAACACCAGAUAAAAUGAAAGCUGAAAUUUAUAAAGAGUUCGCUAAAAGUAAAGCCAUUAUCGAUCAAGACGGUAGUGAUACAGAUAAUGAUUUCGGGGAAGAUGAACUUAAAGAAUACAAUUCUAUAAUUGAAGAAUACAGUAUUCACAGUGAUGAUCAAACUGGGAAAGUCGAAUUUUUGUCAAAUUUUAGUUUAACUACACAUGACAUGUCUAAAGUUAAGGAAAUGGAACUUCAAGAAAAAACAAUCAGAAAAGAUUCUGUAGCUUCUGCAUAUAUAGCAGCGGGUCGUCUAGAUCGACUGUGGAAUGAAGAUUUUCCAAAAGAAAUAUCCGUAAAACCACCUGAUAACAAUAUGAAUAUCCAAAUCUUUGAUUAUGCCAUAGAAAAGGAACAUCCUAUUAUUUUACAAAAAAAGAAAUCAUUCUUGAAUCAAUUGAAAUUGGUGCAAGUCUCGCCACAUUACAAAGAAGAAUACGAAAGAGCGUGGCGCGAAAUAAUAAAAGAAAGAAACAGAAGAUACGGGAUCCAACACCUGGGCAACCUGAAACAAACCAAAACGUCAGCAGAACCCUUAGAUUUAGACCCCAAUUGUCAGCUACAGUUGUUAUCUGAGAUAAAGAACAGCGUCAAUGAAAAUAAUAAUCUUAUUAAGAUGCGAUUGGACGCGUUCUCUACUAAUGGAGAUGGAGAAAGCAUAAGAGUACUGGCCGAGAAGAAUUUCUCAGAACUGAAUCGUCUAUCAAAAAUGGCGGAUAGAAGUGUCAAAAUUUUUAGCGGACAAGACACAAGGAAAAGAGAUUUAAAUCCAGGUUUUGACAGCGAGAAUAUCCAAAAAUGUGUUGCAAAUUUACAUCCAUUUCAGAACUAUCCUACAAUAAAUGUACCGACUAUUUCAAGGAUAAUAUCAUUGAAAUCAACGCCAGAACAAAAUACAGGGACCUCGACACAGGCCACGUCGAUGGACGAACCAAAGAGUUCCGCUGCCGGCGUUAAAGAGAUGUUUUUGAGUGCUUGUAUGGAAAACUGCAAGAAGCAUGACUUCAGCUGCCAAGUCGACGAUGGGUUCCCGUGGCCUGGUAUAGAAACCAUAAUGAAGAACUACAGAGAAUUUGAUGCAGCGAGAAGAAAAGAGAUAGCAGAACUACACAAACGCAAUACGUCACUGCGAGUGGAGAGCGCUCAUAUAACAAGAUCAGCAUCUCGGGAUUCAGAGAGAGCGCGCGCUCUACUUGCUGAGCGGCAGAACUUAGCUGUAGAAGAGAACAACCUACGUCUCUCAAUACAGAGGCUGACUGCUGCUGUCGAAAUAAUAAGGAACUGUUGAUUGUAUUAUCUAUAUUUAUAACAUUUAAGUUCAAAUUAUCUUGACGCGUGGAGUUUUGAACAUUUUCCUAAUAUUAAGACGAGUGGUUCACGAAAUAAUUGCAGUAUUAAUUCUAUCUCUCAAAUCAAAUCAAAUCAAAAUAUAUUCAUACAUGUAGGUCUAAAUGUUUAGCUUCCAAAAUUAGUGAUAAUUAAAACACCUGUUUAGAUAUAAACAUAUCUGUAUUAAUAAAAAUUAUGGUAUAUAUUAUAAAACUAAAUGCGCUUCACAAAUUAGAGCGCCAUCUACAGUAGAGUAUUGUUAUUACGCAGGUCUAUUACAGACUUUUAUGAUAUGUCAAUUCAAAUUAGGAGUACUACACUGACCACCACCAUAUGCCAUUGCAAUUCUGUGAAAAGAAAAUAAUUUAAUC